UAAACAGAUUGCUAUUAUAACUCUAGUUCGCGUUAUGACCUUUGUUUGAAGAGUCCGAUGAUUUAAAGAAUAAAUAUUUUCAACAUGGAAGAAAGUGAAAAUGAGAAUGUUAUUAUUUGCGAGACUGUACCGUUCCCGAAUAAUGAGGAAGAAAUCGCAACAAGCUUUUUUGUUAUUGAGCAGGAGGAUGCGAAUGGAAAUGUUCAAAAUACAAGCAUGGAAAGUAGUGAAAAUAACGUGACAAAUAACAUUGAAAUUCCCAUAGAUGAUGAAAAUGCAGUUAUGUAUGAAGUUGAACAAUUAAUGGAUACAGAAUCGCCAGCAGUAAAUUCUGAAACUUGUGCUCCCGUUUCAGAGAACGAAAAUGCAGAGGAUCCUGAUGUCGUUGUGAAGGAAGGUGAUCAAUUACAGUGCCCACAUUGUCCGAAAAAAUUUAACCGAAUUACGAAUAGACGGCGACAUAUUAGAUUGGUUCACAAGGUUCCUGGUCGUUCGCAGGGGUCUCAUAUCAAGUGCAUUGAAUGCAAUGUAUCCUUUCAAGUUAUCUUUAGACUGCGUGAUCAUUUAAGCACUGUCCACAAACUAAAAAUGGAUGAAGAAGAAAUGCAAUUUCCAAAUAUGAAUGCAUUUAAAAAAUGGAAAUGUGAAAUGGAAAGGAAGACUCUUUGUUCCUUUACAUUAAGACACGGGACAAAAAAGGGUGUCUUAGGAGCUAGGUAUUUCUAUUCCUGUCAUCGUUCUGGCAAGUAUGCUCCCAAGCGCAAAGGUCCUAGGCAGCGAAUGAUAAAACAUCAAGGAUCUUGCAAAAUGGGAAUAUGUUGUACUGCUGCCAUUCAAGCCCAGGAAACUCCUAACGGAGUUGUAGUAAAAAUUCUGUCCAUAUCAUUAUGGGCAUGGAAAAGAAACAACUUACAUUAAAUUGACUCCCGAGGAACGAGUUGCUAUUGAAGAGAGUGUUGAGAAAGGUGUUCCUUUUGAAACCUUGCUUAGUGAAAUACGUGAGAACAAGUCUUCAAAAGACCAUUUUCAACUCUUUCUGUUGAAGAAAAAGGAUAUUCGUUCCAUCAAUAUGGCUUAUGCAUAUGAAGAAUUCAAUACAGAAAUGAGUGAUGCCGAUAGUGUUGACCGUUGGAUUAGUCUUUGUUGCCAGAUGGAAGUUUCACCGAUUCUUUUUUAUCAAAAAGAAGAUUUUGUCGGUGGGGAAGGAAAGCACGAUGAAUUUUUGUUAGUUAUAAUGACAGAAUUUCAGAGACAAAUUCUUUUAAAUUCUGCGAGACAGAUUGUUUGUGUCGACUCUCUUUAUCGGAAAAAAGGAGGCCGUUUUUACCUUACUGUUAUGUUUAUUAUGGACGAAAUGGACUUAGCUUUCCCCGUUGCAUUCUGCAUAAGUAACAAAGUAGAUAAGAUGGUACUUAUCCAGUUUUUUGCAUCCAUUUCUCAGCAGACAGGUUCCCUGGAAUGCCAAUACUUCAUGUCCGACAGCGAAAGUUGCUACUAUGAAGCUUGGAAAGAAGUGAUGAAUGACGAAUCUAAGUGGAUUUGGAGUUUGUGGUACGUUGACAGCAGGUUUCGAACUCAGUUGAAAAUUUUUAAAGGUGAUACUCAAAAGAGGCAGGACGUAUACAAAGUAAUGAGAGUUCUCCUUGAAUGUCCUAAUCAAAUUGUGUUCAACUGCAUGUUUGAAAAUUUUAUCAAAGACCUUAUGUCAAGUCCAACUUCAAAAGACCUUGGGAAAUUUAUACAGUCAAAAUAUGGAUCAAAUUUCGAAAUGUGGGCUAGAUGUUACCAGAAAGACAUUGAACUGGGUACAGUGAUUCACUUAGAAAUAAUGCAUCGGACACUGCGGUACUGUUGCCGUGAAGGUCGGAAAACGAGAUUAGAUAAAUUUAUAUAUGUUCUCAUGAAACUAAUUCGUGAUAAAAUGCUUGAUCGAUUGUCCAAUGUUUUAGAUGAAGAAAAGAUAACAAUGGCUGUUGAAGCAAUAAACACAUGUCACACAAUGGGAUUAGAAAUUGUGCCAGAAAACAUUACUGUUCUCUCGGAUAAAAUUUGGCUCGUCCGUUCCGAAAAUCCUGAUGAAAAUGCUUACGUGACUGUUGACAAUGCUACUUGCCUAGAACAUUGCAAUUUAAAAUGCAUUGAAUGUGAUAUAUGUGUGCACAUGUACUCAUGCACUUGCCUUAACAAUUUAAUUAAUGCAAAUAUGUGUGACCACAUACAUGCCGUUGUUUGGAACUUUGUAUCGCCACACUUCAGCCCUGCUGCUUCGGACGUCGACGACAUAAUGCAGGAAGUGGCCGAUACUCCAUCUGAUGUCCUUGAAAUAUUCAAGAAGGACGAAAGCUAUGACGAACUUCUGCAAAGUGUCCUUAAAAGAUCUCAUCAAGUGUAUAAACUGGUUCAGGCCAGUAAAAACAAACUGAACUCGUUAAACUUGGGAAAGCUGUUGAAUAAAAUGAACGAAUGCGUUGACAUUUGUACUGGGAAACAUACGGAACCAGAACCUCCUAAGCCACCACCUCCUGCAGUUCCUGCUUUUCCUUACCCUCUAGUUUCCUCUGUUCCUCGGCCUGCAGCUUCUAUGCCCGCCACUUGCCGUUCUAUCCCCUCGAAUGCUGCUUCUCCCAUUCGUUUGCCAGCUCCUGUCAAGGCUUCAAGUUCGUCCUCUGGCCCUCCCCCCAGCUCUUCUGUUGCCCCCACUUCUCUUUCUCCUGCUAAGCCAGAUGCAGUUACAAUUACAAGCAUAAGGCCUCCUGAUGGAAAGCCAGUUUAUGUUCUGCAGCCAGUUUUUGGGAACAAUGCAUCAGUCGUUCAACCACAGUUUAUGCAAACUCCAUUCCUUCAAGGUUUGCAAGGGCAAUUCAUCCAAAACGCUGCUGGUGUUCAGUAUGUUGUUGUGUUGCCAGAUAAAUCCAAUUAAAUUUCAAAGUUUUAAGAACAAAACAGUUCUUUUUUUACAAUGAGCCCCUUGUAAAAGUAUUUUUAAAAAAAAUGUUGACACUGUGUGAAGGUAUUCACUGACUAUCAUCAUAAAGGAUUGCAUAUUUUGUUUCAAAUUGUAAAAAUUUGCAUUGUCAAGAAAAGUUUUUUUAAAGAAUAUA
Uloborus diversus is the source of this 3101-nucleotide messenger RNA. RefSeq lists its product as uncharacterized. The transcript has 3 exons. The record is from RefSeq and is a predicted model, not a curated record. The coding region runs from base 1070 to 2920 and encodes 616 amino acids. NCBI's taxonomy places the organism in Eukaryota, Metazoa, Arthropoda, Arachnida, Araneae, Uloboridae.